This is a messenger RNA of Thyridium curvatum, 612 nucleotides long. RefSeq lists its product as uncharacterized. NCBI's taxonomy places the organism in Eukaryota, Fungi, Ascomycota, Sordariomycetes, Thyridiales, Thyridiaceae. The record is from RefSeq and is a predicted model, not a curated record. Gene Ontology annotation, cellular component: nucleus; cytoplasm. The coding region runs from base 1 to 612 and encodes 203 amino acids. The transcript is spliced from 2 exons.
AUGCAUUCGCCUCAUGGUGACGACGGUGCAGCAGUAGCCUGCGACGCCACACAUGAACGCACAUAUGGAUGGCUGGGGCAGGUGACGGAUGUGAGCCAGUAUCAAGACCUGGUCGACGGCCUCAUCAAUGUCGUGCAGAGCCAGGGCCCGUUCGACGCGAUCAUGGGAUUCUCCGAAGGUGGGAUUAUCGCUGCCACCCUUCUUCUCGAGGAUGCGCGGCGACCGUUCGCCAACUUCAAGUGCGGUGUGUUUUUCAGUGCAGCGCCGCCGCUCGACCCCGACAGCCUCAGACAGGGUGAGAUCAGAAGUUUGAAUCCGGACAUGGAUGGAAUCUCGCUCUGCGUUCCCACGGCUCACGUAUUUUCAUACGAGGACGUUUCGACUGGCGUUGGCAACAGCAGCGCCCAGGCCCAGUCACCCUUGUCCAAGCUCUGGGCAGAAGCCGGGUGGACGAGGCCGGAACAUGUGCACACUGCACUUGUUCGACUGUGCAAAAACGCCGAGAUAUUUGUACACGAACACGGGCACCAGAUCCCGGGACCCAAGGACCAUCAGGCGUUGAGGGGAGCUUUUCGAGCCAUCAAUCGCACCAUCGAGCGGGCUCAUGGCUGA